Molecule: messenger RNA, 2242 nt
Organism: Parasteatoda tepidariorum (common house spider)
Lineage: Eukaryota; Metazoa; Arthropoda; Arachnida; Araneae; Theridiidae
Gene: Gycalpha99B
Product: guanylate cyclase 1 soluble subunit alpha 2
Biological process (GO): cGMP biosynthetic process; response to oxygen levels
Cellular component (GO): guanylate cyclase complex, soluble
Molecular function (GO): guanylate cyclase activity; heme binding
Source: RefSeq, a predicted model, not a curated record
CUUAGUGAAACGGAGAGUUCUAGCUGUCGGUCUUAGGAACUUAGAGCGAGGAAUUUCUAUUCUUUUAUUUUGCUAUAGUAUUAGAAGAUUAUUUAGAGUUAACUGAUCAUGGGUAUGGGUUGUCCAUUUCAUUGUUCUGGAGAUCGUGCAACAUCGACUCUACCAACUUCAAGCAAAUGUCCUGUAAAAGAAAGUAAACAAGAAAAAGUUAAUGAAAAAUCUCAAAAGUUGGGUCUUUUUGAAGAACAUCAGGAUGAAAACGGAGAUGGAGAACAAUUGAGCUUGAAAGCUUUAGCCACAGCUGUUAGAGUUCUCACUUCUCCUCCGGCCAAUCUUCUAUGGAUUAGUUUAAAAGAGAUACUACUUUCAAAGGAUCCAGCCUUGUGGGCAGCAGUCAAGCACAAUAUAAAAAACAAACAGAACCCUUCAGAAGAAAUCGCUUCAGUAGAAGAUUUGACUUCGGGAGAAGAAAACGAAAUUGUUCAAGAAAUAUUUCUCGAUUCACUCGGUUUCGCCGCUCCAAGAUACGGAUCUUCUCAAGAUAAACUGCUUGAAAAGAUAGGACAUUGUGUAGCCAAUACUUGUCUCCUAUGGUUUCGAAAGUCGUUAAAAUUCCUUGGCAACACUGUUGAAGAUAUGUGGUUAAGUGUUGAAAAUGUUCGAGUGGCCUCUUCUGAAGCAGAUACUUCCUUAAGAGUUGAAGCGAUACCUGAUGGACCCUUACAAAUCUUACACCAUCCCCAAAAGAAAUUUCUUGCUCCCGCGAUGAUUGGUAUAAUACGAGAAACAGCAAAAAACUUACAACAAGUGGAAGUACUCGUCAACUUAACAUCCGUCGGAGAAGACUUUUUAUACCAAGUUACAACAGUUUCGAGCUCUAAAAUGAAAGAUUCUGACACUGAUAGAUAUAUUGAAAAACUUUCCAGAUCACCUGAAGACCUAGGUAUUUCCAUAUCUAUAAUGUGCAAAGUGUUUCCUUUUCACAUUAUAUUAGAUCGCGACAUGCAUAUCGUCCAAUUGGGUAAAGGUCUUCUAAGAAUUUUUAAAGGAAAACUAAGUGAAGGUGAACGUCAUUUUUCUUCCUUCUUCGUCAUUAAUUCUCCAAAAGUGGCAGUGACAUUCGAAGAUAUAUCUCAGCUUUCGAAUGUUCCAUUUGUUCUCAUUGUCAAAGCAGCGCAAGGUGGAUCUCAGAGUUUGCAGGGAAUGAAUAUAAAGGGCCAGAUGGUGUUAUGUCCGGAAUCCAAUUCUUUACUUUUCUUAGGUUCACCUGUUGUCAAGGGAUUGUCGGGACUAGUGGGAAAAGGACUUUAUAUUUCUGACAUCCCAGUGCAUGAUGCCACUCGAGACAUAAUGCUAGUAGAAGAACAAACUAAAGCGCAAGAUGGAUUGAAAAAGAGAAUGGAUAAGCUUAAGAAUUCAAUUCAAGAAGCAAGUCAAGCAGUAGAAGAAGAACGACAGAAGAAUGUAGAUUUGCUCCAUCUGAUAUUUCCCGCUGAAGUUGCCCGGAAACUUUGGAGAGGUGAAUCAGUAAAAGCCGAACAAAGAGAAAAUGUGACAAUGCUUUUUUCUGACAUUGUUGGUUUUACGUCUAUAUGCUCUACUGCCACACCACUAAUGGUUAUCGAUCUACUAAACAAUCUUUAUACUCGUUUUGAUAACUUUUGUGGGGAGCUUGAUGUUUACAAGACUGAAACAAUAGGUGAUGCUUAUUGUGUAGCUGGUGGUCUUCAUCGUCAAAGUACUACGCAUGCGCAGCAAACUGCGUGGAUGGCAUUGAAAAUGAUUGAAGCAGCAGGACAAGUAAACACGCCACAUGGACAGCCAGUUCAGAUGCGUAUUGGUCUUCACACUGGAGUCAUUUUAGCUGGAGUUGUAGGCACAAAAAUGCCAAGAUACUGCCUGUUCGGAAACCACGUAACUCUCGCAAAUAAAUUUGAAUCUGGCAGUAUAGCUAUGCGAAUCAACGUUAGUCCAACAACAUACGAGCUUCUUGAAUCCACCCCAACUUUUCUUUUUACUCCAAGAAAGUUAGAAGAUCUUCCCAAAGGUUUCCCAGAGGAUAUUAAAGGAAUACCAUACUUUCUUAAUAAUUACGUUCAUCCAGAAGUUCCUCUCGAUAAACCACUUUCGGAACAUAUUGCCACUGCAAUGAAAGAACUGGAUGUUAUGCAGACCAAAUGCACAAAGUCUUCACCAUGAUUUAUUUAUCUGUGAACAAUAAAGUGAGGCCCUACAUUCACAA